Messenger RNA from Ilyonectria robusta, 1283 nucleotides. Its product is annotated as ribosomal protein S6e-domain-containing protein. The record is from RefSeq and is a predicted model, not a curated record. NCBI's taxonomy places the organism in Eukaryota, Fungi, Ascomycota, Sordariomycetes, Hypocreales, Nectriaceae. Gene Ontology annotation, biological process: translation. Bases 131 to 850 code for a protein of 239 amino acids. The transcript is spliced from 5 exons. Gene Ontology annotation, cellular component: ribosome. Gene Ontology annotation, molecular function: structural constituent of ribosome.
UUUCACCUCGUGGAGCAACCCUAGCGACACACACUUUCUCCAUUUCGCCUGAAAUUUACAACCUCUCCAUUCAUCAUCACCAACUUCAAGCAGGCCAGGUCAAGUAACUUGCACCACCACAACUGGCAAGAUGAAGUUGAACAUCUCCUACCCUGCCAAUGGCAGCCAGAAGCUCAUCGACAUUGAGGAUGAGCGCAAGCUCCGUGUCUUCAUGGAGAAGCGCAUGGGUGCUGAGGUUCCCGGUGACUCCAUCGGCGAUGAGUUCAAGGGCUACGUCUUCCGCAUCACCGGCGGUAACGACAAGCAGGGUUUCCCCAUGAAGCAGGGUGUCAUGCACCCUACCCGUGUCCGUCUCCUUCUCGCUGAGGGCCACUCCUGCUACCGCCCCCGCCGCACUGGUGAGCGCAAGCGCAAGUCCGUCCGUGGCUGCAUCGUCGGCAUGGAUCUGUCCGUCCUCGCCCUCUCCGUCGUCAAGCAGGGCGACAGCGACAUCCCCGGCCUGACCGACGUCGUCCACCCCAAGCGCCUCGGACCCAAGCGUGCCACCAAGAUCCGCAAGUUCUUCGGCCUCACCAAGGAUGACGAUGUCCGCAAGUACGUUAUCCGACGAGAGGUCCAGCCCAAGGGUGAGGGCAAGUCCCCUUACACCAAGGCUCCCAAGAUCCAGCGCCUGGUCACUCCCCAGCGUCUCCAGCACAAGCGCCACCGUGCCGCCCUCAAGCGCCGCCAGGCCGAGAAGGUCAAGGACGAGGCCAACGAGUACGCCCAGGUCCUUGCCAAGCGAGUGGCUGAGGCCAAGACCCAGAAGGCCGAUGCCCGCAAGCGACGAGCAAGCUCCAUGCGCAAGUAAGUUUUCUAGCGUGUAAUGAAAAAAGGGGAAUCAUACCUUGGUCUUGUGGUUUGCAUGCAUUAGGAGUGGGGGAUUCUCGGGCUUGGUUUUAGUCCACCACGAAUGUCUUAGAGGCAUAUCGGAAAAUGAAGAUGCAUUGAUGCACUUGUGCUAUACGCCAGCCUAACCUCUCGAACUUCUAUGCACCUGCCUCAGCCGUGAAUAUAUCAUGACGUGAUGUUUCCAAGGUGAAUGUCCCGCCGACUUCCACAAGGGAGAGUCUUGCCCCUUUACAUGGCUCCAGGUCGAGCAAGCCUCACUUCCGUCAAGUUCCAGUAGGCAGUGCCUCAGUAUCCGACCUCACAAGCAAAUACGUAUGUAUUUGGUUUUUUUUUAGCUUUACUCAAUAUCAUCAGAUAGAUCAAAGCCAUAUAGUAAUCUCAAACAAUUCCGA